CAUGAAGACCUUUAUCAGCUAAAGGAGAAAUUAACAAAUUUCUCACUUGAGGAAAAAGGAGAGGCUCUAAACAUUCAGAAUCUUGAAACUGCAAUCAAAAGGACGGAAAUGGGGUUAAAAAUUCACAUCGAGAAGUAUUUAAAUGUUGUAAACCAUCAUGUGUUAACGACUCCUAUUGAUGACGAUAAUUUAUAUUCUCCUCACGCUUCCAAGUGGUUGCUUCCAGCUGUAAUUGAUCAGAAAUCAUUUAUUUUCCCUCUAGAAUCUGAGGGUAGACUUUGGCAAACCCAAAGACAGCACAGUACAUUUCCACAUGCCUUUCCGAGAAUAAAGCGAAAGAUAGGGUUGAAUGUAAAAAUCAUGCAGGAUCCUGAAAACAUCCACCACAGAGCUGCUGUAAAUGUGAACUACGGAAUCAGUUUGCCAUGUAUUAAUCAGAGAAAAGCCUGUUGGAGCCUCACAGGUACAGGGAGACAAAAAGAAAUCUCUGAUACAUCAGUGUCACACUUCCUCGCUGCCAUCUAGCUCCAGUUAGACUUUCUGAUGCAACACAUUCGAAGAUCUACAGAAAAUUUGACUUUGAUUUAUUUAGUUUAGAUAAAAAGGGUUUCUUACAAGGCUUCAAACAUAUAUCUGUUAGCAUGAAUUUUAAAAGAACAAUUAUGAAUGCAUAACAAAAUAACCAGACAAAACAUUGCUUUGAAUCACUGCACAAAUAACUCUGAUUAUAACUGUUAUGACCUAGAAAAGAAUCAUAAAACCAUUUUUCUUGUUGGCAACCUAUGAGUUGCUGUAGAAAUAUACCAGUCCUUUGGUCCCACUUUCCAAAUAAAUAAAUAUAUAAUGCAAUGUAAA
Odobenus rosmarus divergens (Pacific walrus) is the source of this 855-nucleotide messenger RNA. Its product is annotated as IQ domain-containing protein H-like. NCBI's taxonomy places the organism in Eukaryota, Metazoa, Chordata, Mammalia, Carnivora, Odobenidae. The record is from RefSeq and is a predicted model, not a curated record. The coding region runs from base 109 to 525 and encodes 138 amino acids. The transcript is spliced from 5 exons.